UUGUGUUUGAACGUUCCAGCGGGAGGGUGGGGCGAGGAGGAGCGCGGCGCUCGGGGGCUCCGUCGGGCAGGCGGCCGAUUCGCGGCUUCAGCAGGGCGAACCUUCGCUCCCCGGCCGGACGGCGCGGCGCGAUGGUGCCGUCGCGGUGCGUGAAGAGCGAGUACAUGAAGCGCUUCAAGGAGCCCAAGUGGGAGGCGUGCGGCCCCUGCUACCAGGAGCUGCUGCGCUACCGCCUGAGCCGGCGCCUCUUGGAGCAGGCGCACCGGCCCUGGUUUUGGGACGGCUGGGAGCAGGACAGCAGCCAGAGCAGCGGCGGCUCCCCGUCGCCCCCGGGCACGUCCAGCCCGCCGGGUGGACAGCAAGGAGAAGAAGGAGCGGCGCCUGGCGAAUCUGGCCUGGGCGGCGCUGCGGCGGCGGGAGACGCCAACAGAUCCUGCCCCGAGGAGCCCUUGCGUGGGUCGGAGGAUGAAGACCAGGAGAAAGCCGAAGAGAAAACCGAAGUUGAGAGUGGAGGCAAAAAGUCUGCCCCCAAAGGAGCUGGUGGGUCAGCAAGUUGCCCCCAAGGGCAGCCUUCGAGUCGUGGCGCUUUGGGCAGCCGGGGUGAUAGAAGACGGGUGAAAAGUCCUCAACGGAUACAGGUGGCAAAGGGGCUGAAACACCCAUUUGCCUUGUACGGCUGGGCAGAAAAACAGACUGAUACUGGGAGCCAGAAAACACACAAUGUCUGUGCAUCCGCUUCUGUGAAUGAAAUCCACGAGUCUGCACUGAGAGCGAAGAACAGGAGGCAAGUGGAAAAAAGGAAGCUGUCUCAGAGGCGGAUUCAUUCAGCGGAAGUAGAACAAGCCUGGAGAGCAAAAUCUGCUGCACCAGACAACCCCUGGAUGACUGAAUACAUGAGGUGUUACUCAGCACGAGCACGGUGAUUCAGCAUUUGCCUGGACCUGUCUUUUUUUAAAUUCAGAAAUAGUGUACGAAAGCAACGGGUGAAGAAUUCCAAACUACUUAUGCAAGGUUUUUACAAAAGGAUUUUUCCAGCAGUUCGAUAUACUUGUUUAUAUUUUGGCUACUUAUCCCUGCAGGAGAGGGAAUAAUUGAUUCCAUACUGGUGGGAACUAUGCUUAGCAGUAUAGCUUCUUUACAGAUUUUUUAAAAAGAAGAAUAUUAAGAGAUCUUUCUGUUGACCUUGAGCUGAAAAGCUAUGGAAUGUUGUAGAAUGAACUUUUUAAAAUGAAAGACCUCAGAAGGGUUAUUUUGACAAAUAUUUAGUCCCUCCUAAAUCAUUAAAACAUAUGGACCGUAUUCCAUGGAAAUUUUCUUGCCCUGAUGUUGCAUAGAACUCAAACCUUUCCCUAUAGGGGAGCCAUAACGCUUUACAAAUCAGGUCUUUAAAAAUUAUUUGUAGCUGCCAUUGUAUUUUCAUGUGAUUCUAAUUAAGUUGCUAUGAUUUUCAUCAGACCUGUACAACUUGAGACCUAGCGAGCCAAACGCAGACAUUCUGCCCUCUGUGGAUUCAAUCCAGUGACUACAGAAAUAGGGGACUGUUAUCAAUCUAUCUUGCUGUGCAGGCCAGAUGUGCAGGCUCUUGCAGCCAGAUGUGUAGAAGAUUGUAUAACUGGAAAUGCUACAUUUUUAGAAUUCUGAAAGCUCUCCCCAACUUUAUAGUAU
Zootoca vivipara (common lizard) is the source of this 1665-nucleotide messenger RNA. It is a transcript of the gene CCSAP, whose product is annotated as centriole, cilia and spindle associated protein. Gene Ontology annotation, molecular function: microtubule binding. The record is from RefSeq and is a predicted model, not a curated record. Gene Ontology annotation, biological process: regulation of mitotic spindle assembly. Lineage: Eukaryota; Metazoa; Chordata; Lepidosauria; Squamata; Lacertidae. Gene Ontology annotation, cellular component: spindle; ciliary basal body; ciliary transition zone.